This is a messenger RNA of Tricharina praecox, 2166 nucleotides long. Its product is annotated as acyl-CoA dehydrogenase/oxidase. Gene Ontology annotation, molecular function: oxidoreductase activity, acting on the CH-CH group of donors; flavin adenine dinucleotide binding. Bases 335 to 1975 code for a protein of 546 amino acids. The record is from RefSeq and is a predicted model, not a curated record. The transcript is spliced from 6 exons. NCBI's taxonomy places the organism in Eukaryota, Fungi, Ascomycota, Pezizomycetes, Pezizales, Pyronemataceae.
CACCAACUAACUCGUGGUCAUCCCCCAACAACCACGACUCAUCAUCCUGACAAGUUUCGCCCGCAGGAUUCCCCGUCACACCCCGUCACAUGCCCAGGUAGUUAGCAGUGUACCUAUCAUAAGUACGCUGACCAGUUUUUUCUUUCGCUUGAGUAAUAAAGCGCCGUUCCUCCUUCGGUCUUCCUCUCAUCCAAAGACUUGCUCACCUGCUCUCUCUCUCCCUCUCUCUCUUGCUUGUCUCACUCACGCCACACAUAACUUCGCCGUCCAUACAUACACGACUACUAGACCCACCGCAUAGAAUCAAAGUCGCCAACUGAUACUCCAACACACGAUGUCGAAGGUUUUCAAGCAGUCCGAGGUGGCAGAGCACAAGAAGCCCGAGUCGCUUUGGAUCAUUGUCGACGACGAUGUUUACGACGUGACAAAGUUCGCGGAGGAGCACCCCGGUGGGAAGAAGAUCCUGCAGCGAGUGGGCGGAAAGGAUGCUUCGAAACAGUUUUGGAAAUACCACAAUGAGUCAAUUCUCAAGAAAUACAAGGCGCAGCUACAGAUCGGAUCGUUGGAAGGAAAGGCACCUCCCCCAGCACCCAAAGAGGAGCCUAAGAAGAUCGAGGCAAAGGUCGUGCCGAUGCAGGCCGGUCCCGCUGCUCCCGUGGUGGCUGCAGAGGCGGAGCUGAAGGAGAGCUUGGAGCCGUUUGGAGAUUUGGUUCCAUUCGGAGAUCCAGCAUGGUAUCAGGGCUACCAUUCCCCAUACUACAACGAAUCGCACGCGGCACUGCGGAAGGAAGUUCGCGACUUUAUCGAGGAGAAGUGUGAGCCUUAUCUCAACGAUUGGGAGAAGAACAAGUUUGUGCCGCACGAGAUUUACAAGGAGAUGGGCACAAGAGGAUAUCUCGCCGGUCUGCUUGGCAUGGGAUACCCAACCGAGCUUACCUCCCACCGCGUUGCCUCCGUUCCCCCGGAGAAGUGGGAUCUAUUCCACGAGUUUGUCGUCACCGACGAGAUCUGCCGCACCGGUUCCGGAGGAUUCGUUUGGAACCAGAUUGGGGGUUACGCGAUUGGUCUUCCUCCGGUGAUGAAGUACGCACAGAAAGCACUCAAGGAGCGCAUCGUCCCUGGUAUCCUCGCAGGAGACAAGCGGAUAUGCUUGGCUAUUACCGAGCCUGACGCGGGCUCCGAUGUUGCUAACCUCACCUGUGAGGCAAAGAAGACUGAGGACGGCAAGCAUUACAUCGUCAACGGCGAGAAGAAGUGGAUCACCAACGGUAUCUGGGCGGACUACUUCACCGUCGCAGUGCGCACUGGCGGCCCCGGCAUGGGCGGUGUUUCCGUCCUGCUCAUCGAGCGCUCCGAGGGCGUCACCACACGCGAGAUGGACUGCCAGGGUGUCCACGGCUCCGGGACCACCUACAUCACUUUCGAGGACGUCAAGGUCCCCGUUGAGAACUUGAUCGGAAGGGAGAAUGCCGGCUUCAAGGUCAUCAUGACCAACUUCAACCACGAGCGUGUCGGCAUCAUCAUCCAGUGCAACCGCUUCUCGCGUGUGUUGUACGAGGAGGCGAUGAAGUACGCCAACAAACGCCGCACAUUCGGCAAGAAGCUGAUUGAGCACCCCGUCAUCCGCAUGAAGUUUGCACACAUGGCCCGCCAGGUCGAAGCCACCCACAACUGGCUUGAGAACAUCAUCUACCAGUGCGGAGCGAUGGGCGAGCACGAGGCGAUGCUGAAGCUUGGAGGCGCUAUCGCCGGUCUCAAGGUGCAGGCAACGGUCACAUUCGAAUUCUGCGCGCGAGAGGCCGUCCAGAUCUUCGGUGGUAUCGGUUACACCAAGGGAGGUGUCGGUGCGAAGGUCGAGAGACUGUACCGUGAUGUCCGGGGAUACGCCAUCCCCGGUGGCUCGGAGGAGAUCAUGGCUGAUCUGUCGAUUAGACAGAGUCUAAAGGUGCAUGAGGCUAUGGGGAUGAAGCUGUAAAUAUAGAGCUGCUGUGGGGGAGGGUUAUAGAUGCUCUUUACGUGUUUAAUGCGGUUUUUGUUUUUUUUGCGGGCGUGCGUCGAGCAAGACAGUCGCUGGGCGAACGCAGACUUGUAUUUGUACUCAAUUGGUUAUUUUGGUGCACAAUACCUAAGAAGUAUCUUUAUUUUGCAAACAUUAAUUUGGUGAAA